Lasiosphaeria miniovina is the source of this 1110-nucleotide messenger RNA. RefSeq lists its product as uncharacterized. The transcript has 4 exons. The record is from RefSeq and is a predicted model, not a curated record. Bases 1 to 1110 code for a protein of 369 amino acids. NCBI's taxonomy places the organism in Eukaryota, Fungi, Ascomycota, Sordariomycetes, Sordariales, Lasiosphaeriaceae.
AUGACGUGCAUUCUGUGGCGGGGUUGCCUUACACAUGCCUUAGUCAUUCUCAGAAUUGAGGCUGUCGUCCUUCAAGGCGAGAAGAACCUCUCUCAAUGGAACAACUCCCUCCUUAGUGUUCUUGAAGUGCAAGGGCUCGAGCACUACAUUGAGGAAGAGGUCAAGGAACCAGUUGCCCCCGAGGGAGCUAACCAAACGGCUCUCGAUGCUUAUGAAGAAAAGAUCGACCAGUGGCGCACCGAGCGAGCUUUCGUCAAGGCAGUUAUUCUUCAGACCCUCACGGCGGCAGUUCAAGAGAAGCUCGAGGCACAGAACUGGAACCCUAGAGAGAAGAACCCGAAGGUCCUGUAUGACCUGAUUCGCCGUGUCAUACCCCGACUUACCCAGGAAGCGACAACCGACUUCGUGAUGGAAUAUAUGAAGAUCGAUCGGGCGUCGUUUACUUCUAUGCAGGCCUUCCUGACUAGACUUCGAUUUAUCUACAAGAAGCUCGCUGAGCUCAAUGCCCCUAUUAACGACAACUUCCACGUCAACGCCGUUAUUGGAAAGCUCAAGAAGACUUACCCCAAGCGAUACGUGUUUUGGCUCGCCGGCUUGAAGUUAGGAAGCAUGACUUGGACCAGCCUGAACUCAGAGCUGGAAGAGAUCUCCGCUAACGAGGAAGCUACUACAAAUUUCACCAAGCUUGCACUCUCCAGCAACAACAACGAUGACAACAAGAAAGGUGGAACCCAAAAGAGGAUUAUAUGCCCGAAGGAAGGUUACCCUGCGGGCAUCACGGCCCGAAGACUGCCGAGCACUGUUGGCACUGCGAACUUGAGAGAGCUCCAGAGAGCCCUACAUAACAACGGAGGACUUGCAAAUCCCUCAACUUCCUCGGACUCGCAUUUACUACUCUCCGGCAAUUUCUUCGCGCCUCAGAUCGACCUACCAAGCGAGGACCUGCUGGCUAGCCGCGCCCCCACGCAGACUUUCUACAUUCCGGAAUCCCCUCAUACCGGCAUGCCUAUGCCCGAGCCACGAGCGAACCCUGAGAGGGAGCGCGGUGGUCUGGAGCAAGUCUCGAACCCGGCUGACAACCCGGAUUUUCGCAUCAGCCCCCGGUACUGA